Physella acuta is the source of this 3424-nucleotide messenger RNA. RefSeq lists its product as uncharacterized. Lineage: Eukaryota; Metazoa; Mollusca; Gastropoda; Physidae. Gene Ontology annotation, molecular function: monocarboxylic acid transmembrane transporter activity. The record is from RefSeq and is a predicted model, not a curated record. Gene Ontology annotation, biological process: transmembrane transport; monocarboxylic acid transport.
UUUUACUUUAAACAUUGGUACAUUUUAUAUGAAAUGUCAUAAAACUAAAAAUGUUACAAUAUACUGAUUUGUAAAAUUAUUAAGAUAUUUAAAAUAAUGGAAGAACAUCAGCAACAAGAAGAAUGUAAUUCAACAUUUCAAGAGGAAGAUACUGAAUCACAAGCUAAUAACCAGAUAGAUGAUGAAUUUUAUAUACAUCAAAAUAAGAAAGGAGAGGUAACCUUUGGAUUGAAACACACAUCUUCCUAUACUUAUUCUAAAUCUGAUGUGCCUUUAAAUGAAGCAUGGGAUGAAGUAAAUUUCACAGAUUCCACAGCUAAUGAGACACAGGAAUUAAGUUCUGAAUUUCAUGAUAAAAAAACCUCAGAUGAGACAAGUGAGUCGGUUACCUUUGCUAGUGAAAAUGAAUUAUUUGAAGCAAGUAACAAAAUAUCUUUGCAGAGCAGCAGUGAUGUAUCCGAUCAUGGAAUAAGUGAUAAAUCAUACAGUAAUUUAAUUAAUAAACUCAUUCCUGCCACUAUUUUGGAUACUAAUAAAAAAGUUGAAAAUACUGAUGAGUUAUUAUUAAAAAUUACUGAUGAAAAAGAUUCAGAUUUAUUACUCAAAGCUAUUGAGAAUAAACAAGUAAAUUUAAAUAAUGAAAUGACUCUGCCAUUGCAAUCUUUGGAGAUACCAAGUAACCCGGAACAAGAAAGUAGAGAGUCUGGUUGGCAUAAAGAAUUUACAGUUGUUCCAGUUGACGAAAGGAAGCUUAUGCAAGUGGACAACAAGCCAACAGAUGACAAUGUCUUCAGAACACAGUCCUCAACUGACUUGUGUGCAUUAAAUAAAGACCAGCUGAACACAAACACUGAAGUUACUUCUCAUAGUAAUGAAGUUUUUAAUCAAGACACCAUCGGCCCACUUGACAAUAAUCAAGACACCAUUGGUCCACUUGACAACCCUGCAUUUCUGAGAACUUUACAUUACUCUGAAAGCCAGUAUCUGAGCAAUAAUUUACAACUACUUUAUCAAGAAGAGAACUUGAAAAACUCUACAGAAGAUUUGAGGAGCCUAACCAAAUUCCAAGAAAUCCCUGACCUAGAUCAAGGCUGGGCUUGGGUUGUUCUUGCUGCAGCUUUUUGGGCUUCCACUCUGCUUGGUGCAACUGUGUAUGCUGCUGGUGUUCUUAUGUCAGCCAUAAUGGAAGAAAUCAACCCUGAUUUGACCAAAGUUGCCUGGGUUGGAUCUGUCAAUGUAUUUGUUAUGUACCUGACCGGGCCUUUUGUUGGGUUCACAGUGAAGAAGUAUGGUGCAAGAUUAACUGUAUCCAUUGCUGGCAUUGUUGUAGCAUUAGGAUUUCUGGGGGCUUCAUUCUCUCACUCCAUUGGUGAACUCAUCCUAACCCAUGGUGUUAUUGCAGGCUUAGGUGCUGGGUACUCUGUGAAUCCUAUGGUGGUUGUUGUGGGUCAGUACUUUGACAAAUAUAGAGGAUUGGCAUGUGGAUUGUUGGCUUGUGGAGCUGGUAUUGGUCUUUUAACAGGGGGCACUUGUGUCUCUUUACUGUUGGAAACAUAUGGACUGAGUGGUACAUAUUUAAUUUGGGCUGGCCUAAUGUUGAACAUCACCCCAGCAGGUAUGUUAAUUCGUCCAUCACCAGAAGAAAGGCUGAGGAAAACGGAAGUGCCUAACACGCGUGGCGCCGCAGUUGAUGAAGUGGUCAGCAGCCGCAACAGCAUGACCAGUGGCUUGAAUAGUCCGUUUGGGAGUAGGAACCACAGCAUCAUCAGCGGAAUGGACAAAGUUGGCUACUACAAAAAGCCUGCGUCCCGGGCAGGUUUGAAGUUUACCAACUUGGAUGCAGAAACCCCUUUGAUUAAAACAGCUCUGCAGAAUCAGAUGUCCCAAUCAUGCCAGUCAUUUGCCACGAAUAGGCAGCUUCCUUUAAUCUCUGUUACAAGUCUAUUCCAGCAGGGAAGAUAUGUCGUCAAGUCCAGCAACUCUGAAAUGCACCCACUUCCCUUCAGUCCCUCUGAGACACAAGCCACCCAGGGCCCACUUUCAUCACAAAAUGCUAUCCCCAAUCACUUCAACUGCCGCCGUGUCUCAGCAACCACCCUGGCCACCUCCACCUACAUGCCUAACACCCUCCAUGCCUCCCCCACCAGCAUGAGGGUGCCCCACCAGAGGGCCAGCUGUAACUUCCCCAGUACCAGCCGUACGGUGUCUCUACGUGGAAGUCUUCACCCAGACAAUGAUUCCAUCAGUUCUGCUCUCAUCUCCAAACUGAGGCCUCGGGAUGGUUUGGCUCCCAGGCACCCCCUAGGGUCAAGAAGUAUAUCAACAUUUAUGGGGAGCAUUGCAAGUUUCCCCACAGCUUUAGCCAUGGUCACUGAUGAUGUAUCCAGAUAUGAAACCUGCAGUAUAUCAGGCUCAAAUACUGUGACUGUUAAAAGCUACCUGACCAGGCUAAUCGAGUGCUUUCAUAUUCUACAAAACAGGCAGUUUUUGGCUUUUAUAGGGACAUGUUUUGUGUGGGCUUUUGGAGAAUCUCCUGUCAUUGUUUACCUGCCUUCAUAUGCUAUAAGUCGAGGAACAAAUCCCAUGCAGGCUUCUUCCCUGUACACUGCCAUGGGAACAGGAUCAAUCAUGGGGAGAUUUCUGUCUGGUCUACUAGCAUCAAACAAUGAAGUUGCACCUUUGCUUCUACACAUAGGUUGUUUGGGAAUCACUGGCGUGAUUGUUGUAGUAAGUCCUCUGAUCACCUCCACCUAUCCUGGACAAAUGGUCUUCUCCUGGCUUCUGGGACUCUACACUAGGUCUAUGGUGCCACUGACUUCUCUGGUCAUCAUUGAGAUGCUUGGGAUCAAAGAGUUAGGACAAGGGUUCGGCUUCCUCAGCAUGACUCAAGGGCUAGGCUACCUUAUUGGUCCACCCUUAGCCAGUAUGAUAGUUUGUGCUAUUGGUUACCAAAAUUGUUAUGUCUUUUCAGGUUGUGUUUUGUUGCUGGCCAGUUUUUUCACCCUCUCAAUUAUUGUUCUGAUGCACUCUAAUGAGGAAGAUAAGUACAUGGAUCUUCAGUCUGUGCAUGAAAUGGACAAUGACUUUCAUAAGCUGACCAACAGCACAGUAGAUGAGAUGGCAAAUGGUCUGGGGGAUAGACCAAUAUGCGGAGAACCCUGUAAACCUGACUGUGCUGUGAUUAACCCAGUCUUUCCCCUGCAAGGUGACCAUGCCAUGGAACAUAAACAAGGCCUGCAGGACGAGAACACGCCCGAAACAAAAAAAAAUUUAGAGGAGGAAAAACUCGGUACCAUCUUAGAAGUGGUGUGAAAGUAAAUAUUUGUGAAAUGACAUGUAGUUAAUUGUGUGUCAUUCUUAAAAUUUAGUACUACGGGAGGUUAAAAACUUGAAGGCUUGUAUAUCAGUAUUCUUUUACACAUCU